Messenger RNA from Folsomia candida, 2491 nucleotides. RefSeq names its product agrin. NCBI's taxonomy places the organism in Eukaryota, Metazoa, Arthropoda, Collembola, Entomobryomorpha, Isotomidae. The record is from RefSeq and is a predicted model, not a curated record. Gene Ontology annotation, biological process: multicellular organism development; cell differentiation. The transcript has 18 exons. Gene Ontology annotation, molecular function: protein binding. The coding region runs from base 410 to 1954 and encodes 514 amino acids.
AACAUCCAAUCUCUCAGGAACCACGUUGGUGCAGAAGACGAGACUUUUCUUAUUUACAAUCUCGCAUUUAACAAUCGACUGUGAAACAGGAAGGAGUGCUCAUUGUAGACUUGUCUCAACCAAGUGUCCAACCCAACAAUGAGUCCAGUUGGUCUAACGCUACAAUAAUUGUUUGCCAAGAAUUUAGAAAAAUCUUUUUCGAAACAAUUACACAAAAUCGAGCCCGUGUCUCACUUUGCCACCAUCGCUUUGGGUGCAUAUACAGUGAUUUGGGUACAACUUGCACUACAUAAACACAAUAUCGAUCAAACUCGGGAUUGGAAAAAUUUAAACAUUUCCAGUGAAUUUUUCGUUUGAAGAAAGGAGCAUUGAAAUAUAAUUAAGACGCAAAAGUAACUGAAAAGUCAAAAUGAGCCCUGGGUGGGUGGCCGGCACCUCGAUGAAAAAACAAUUCUGGUCUCAAAUUACCAUUUUGACAGUUCUUCUGCUCAUAGGUAUCGCGGAAGGGACCGAGUCAUCCGUAUCGUGUCCAAGAUCAUGUUCUAAAGUUAGCGAACCCGUGUGUGCAAGCGAUGGCGUUAUUUAUGCUAACGACUGCGAAAUGAGGAGACGAACGUGUUUAAAAGGUGUAAUAUCCGUGAGCUUAGAUCUUUGCACCCGAACGGCAGGCUCUCGUUGUGAUAGCAAAUGCAACAGUGAGUACGAUCCUGUUUGCGCAUCCGACGGUCGAACUUAUCUGAACAAAUGCACCCUCCAAGUGGAAACAUGCAUGAGGGGAAUCAACAUGGCUCACAGCGGACCUUGUAUGAAUUCUACUGCCACCAGGGAAAAUUGUCCACUUUCUUGCAAAUAUGCCCCAAAAGACGGUCCAAUUUGCGGAAGCAAUGGAAACGUUUAUCCGUCAACAUGCACUAUGAAAUUUAAGACGUGUGGCCAAGGAGUCGUCCGAACCUCAUUAAAACGGUGUAAAACCACAAAACAUUGUGGUGACGCGUGCUGGCGGAUUGCAAAACCGACCUGUGCAUCGGAUGGACGAUUGUACAACAACGGGUGUGCCAUGCUCAAGAAGAACUGUGGAAAACACGUAUUUGAAGUGCCCAUGUCAUACUGCGUCCGGGACAGACGAGCUGAAAAUGGGUGUCCAAAAUCAGCAACUUGCGACAACGAGCCUUUUGUUCCUGUCUGUGGCAGUGAUGGCAAUAUUUAUGAUAAUUUAUGUGAGCUGAGGUUAAUGCAUUGCGGACCUAAAAAAUAUCGUGUCGACGCCGUUUCAUAUGAAAAAUGCAGAGAAAAGUCAGACAGUUGUAAAAUCAUUAAGUGCGGUUCCAAUCUGGACGAGGUGUGUGGGACAGACGGGAAAACGUACAACAAUUUUUGCAAGCUACAAAUUGCAACUUGCAGAAAAGGAAUUCAAAUGGCGCAUUGGGGGGCAUGCACGAACUUAACCCAGGUUGAAAACUGUGCCCACUUCAAAGAACGCUGUCCCGACGACGUUGCAAGCGAUGGGAUCGUAUGCGGGUCGGAUGGGAAUGUGUACAGGAGUUUAUGUGAAAUGAAGAAGGAAACUUGCGGCCAAAGAGUGGUCGCCGUCUCACUGGAACGAUGCCAAACUACAAAGUAUUGCAACACUGGGUGCGAAAGCCGCCGUGAAUUUGUUUGCGGAUCGGAUAACAAAUUUUACAGGAAUGAAUGUGAAAUGCAUAUGACUAAUUGCGGAAAACACAUGUAUGUCGUACCUUUGUCAAGAUGUCUAGCGGCGUUCCAAUUCCGAGGUUGCUCAAAAAUGUGUCCACAUGAGUACGAUCCGGUCUGCGGCAGUGACAACAAGACUUAUUCCAACAGUUGCUUCCUCGAGAUGGAAAAUUGUCGUUCGAGAGCUUUGGUAUCCAAGAAGCAUCACGGAAAGUGUGGUCAUCCCGUUUUGGAAGCCAAGAACUAUUUGUACAAGAGAUGAGCACGGAACAAUCGCUCCUCUCCCUGUACUGACUUUAUAAUAUUUAACUAUUUAAGCAUAGGACUUGUAAAAAUAACAUACGAUUCACUACGGCUUUCUUUGACUUGAGAUUUUUGCACGAGCUAAUAACCGAAUGGCACUAAAUUAUUGAAUUUGUAUUAUUAAUUAUGAUGAUACUAAAGUUAAUCCUGAUACUCAAGUACUCAACGAAUGUAUGUAUGUACUAGAUAAAAUUAAUUGCUAAGGUAGAUGUUUCUGCACGAUGACAAGUUCUCCCUGACCAUGUCGCUUCUAUUGUUGAUAAAAUUUUCUGUAAAAAGCCAAUUGUAUGUGUUUUACAAAUAUCUUUGUUGAAUAUUUUAUCCACUAAAGUUUUUUGUCUGCUGUCUCCGUUUUUAUUUAUUUAUUGUUAACUAAUCGUGUCGAAAAGUUGCUUCUGUAAGAGUCGAAGUCGUCUCGUUGAUCGUGGUAAAUCUCAGUUUGGUGUGUCAUUGUUAUUGCUGAAGUAAAAUAAAUAUUUGAAAAUACCGUUUGAAA